CCAACGCCUCAGCAAGCCUCCCUGUGCCUGUUACAGGUUCCUUUCAGAUUGCCGUUUGAGACUUGAAAGAUCCCCAUAUUCCCCUUACAAAACAUAGAGGACAAAGAAAAAUAUGGCCCUAAGAGGUGUGUGGCAGUUAAACAAGCUGAUUGUGAGCUAUUGUCACUGGGGUGGAAGUAGUAGAGGCCUCAGGGCAUUCAUGGAAUCUCAUUUGCCAGCAUUUAAAGAGAUUAAUCCCCAGCUGGAGGUGGUAACUGAGCUUAAUCGUGGUCAGCAUCCAUAUUUGAAGGGACUAUACCGUAACAAGAAUGAGAGGGUUGUAUCAGUUAAAAACAUGACACCAGAAGAUAUACUUCUCUGUGCAACCAGGCUAAGAAAUUCACUUGGAAGAAAGGUGGUCAAGUUGAAGACGAGACACGUUACCAAGCACCCCAGUGUUCAAGGUACAUGGACGACAGACUUGAAGAUAUGAGCCAAAAGAAGUUAACACAGUUUGAUUCGUUCCAAGCAUCUAAAUUUAAUACUAUAAUUCUUGAGAGAUUAGUUAUGUAACCAGCUGGCGCUUUAGUUCACGGUCGCUGCUUGAAACAUUUGGACUAGUUAUGAUGGUGGCAGUACAGUGUAGUUUAUGAGCUUUUCAGACGUUCUCUUGAAUUCUGGGCUA
This is a messenger RNA of Coffea eugenioides, 664 nucleotides long. RefSeq names its product 54S ribosomal protein L51, mitochondrial-like. The record is from RefSeq and is a predicted model, not a curated record. Gene Ontology annotation, biological process: mitochondrial translation. Gene Ontology annotation, cellular component: mitochondrial large ribosomal subunit. The transcript is spliced from 5 exons. The coding region runs from base 113 to 472 and encodes 119 amino acids. NCBI's taxonomy places the organism in Eukaryota, Viridiplantae, Streptophyta, Magnoliopsida, Gentianales, Rubiaceae. Gene Ontology annotation, molecular function: structural constituent of ribosome.